Messenger RNA from Moneuplotes crassus, 220 nucleotides. Lineage: Eukaryota; Ciliophora; Spirotrichea; Euplotida; Euplotidae. The record is from the annotation of a GenBank genome assembly.
AUGCGUCUCCAGAAAGAUAUCGAGGUCAACUCCAAGCAGGUAGCCAAGAAGGUCAAGAAGCAUAACAAAAUGAAGCGAUGGAGCUACAUCCUCGGUUUCGAACUCCUUAAUGAACUCAUGACUAAAUAAGAGAGGGACUAUUAUUAAGAACCCGGAGAACGCCCAGGUCUUUAAUCACAAAAAUCCUCGCAAAGAAAGAACAUGAUGGUGAGGAUGCUAA